CGUUUCGCAACAGAGCAGUUGAGUUGUCUCAUUUCUUCUUGCAGCUUCCCUUCCCCGCGCUUCUCUCUCUAAAACUCUCUCUCUCUUUCUCUCUCAUCGUCUACUUCUGCAAUUGGCCUGUUUAGGGUUUUGGAGUUCAGGUAUACUUUUUGAUUUUUCUUCCCUUCUCUGGACUAUGUUUCUCUCUUUGUGGUUUUUGAGGUUAGAAAGACUUUGCUUGGCGAUACCUUGUUGUUUAAUUUGACGUGGGUGUUGUUUCAUUGUUGUUAUUUGUCGUUAAUUUUGUGAUUUUUUUGUCUUUACUUUAUUAUUAUUCUUAUUUUUAAUUUUUUCUAUAUGGGUACUGGAGAAUUAUGUCCCGGUGAGGUUUUGAUCCACUGAUUCUCUGUUACAAGUUGUGGGUGUCUAGUGAAUUGGGCAUUCAGACCACUACUGUACUUGUCCUAGGCAUUUAUGUUUUGCAGUUCUAAUAAUGAUUGUGAAAGGAGCUCAUCUCUCUCAUAUAAUGAUUUGAUUGCUAUAGAAAUAGUUGGAGUUUUUUUUUCUAACUGAACUGAAAAUUUUACAGUAUGCUCGUUUUCUCUUUGGGAUUGGUUUGUGAUAUUUUUCAAGUUGAGACUGUUUCCAUAAAUAGGGUUUCCUAGUCUGAGGUUACUGAGUGAAUUGAUAAGUAUGAUUAGGUGCUCUGAAUCUCAGGAAAACCUUCUCAAGGGAUGUCCUGAGCUAUUGUAAACCACAGGUGAAUAUACCCUCUCUUAAGGUUCCAAAUUUGCUCAAACCAGUAAUUUGUGUCAGCAUCUGCUAAAUGUUCUCUAAGAGUUGUAAAAGUCAUUCUUUUGUGUUGCAGAGGGCAUUUUUUAUGAGUGCAAUUUUGUUUCUAAUGCCCUUUGAGUUGAGUCCAUCCUGUGUUAUGCAUAGGGUUGUGUUCAGGCUUUCAGGACAUUUCAUCAAUUAUCAUUUGUAUUUUUUUGUUAUCUUUUUUUGGCAUUAUUCCACUUUUUCAAAAUGGCACCAUGUUGGUUCUUAAUGACUCCAAGAGAAAGACACAAAUCCCAUGGAGAUCAAAUUGAUACAAUUUCAUUUCCUUGAGAUUGCCAGGUCCCCAUCACAACACUUUCAUGAGGAUGUAGGAAAAAAUGAGAUUACUUCUAUAAUUUGGGAUUUGAAACAUGCUAUAUAAUUUUAUCCUUCUCUGGAUGGGAUUUUUAUGACUCCCAAACCUUCUCCUCAUGACUCCAACAUGAUACCCAUGAAUGUAGGUUUUUGCGGUUGUUGUUUGUUAUCCUCCUUAUAAUUUACUUCUCUUUGUUUUCUAUCUUCAUGCCUCUUAUAGUAAUGUUUUUGCCAGGAUUAGAGUGCACAUUGGCUGUCGAUCCAAAACAUACUCUGAAAUUCUUGACUACAUGUAUUUUCCAUGUUUUUAUUUGUUUUAUCCCCUCAUUUUGAUGGAUGCAUCAUCAACUAACAGGUCUGCUAUAUUAUGAAUAUACACCGUUUGUGUUCCACAAUGAGAAGAUAGGGUAUCAUUGAACCAAUUCUUCCUUUGUAAACAUGGGUACUGAUUCACUCAUCCCCCUUAAAGAUCAGAAAGGAAAACAGAGUUUUUUCGCAGAGGUCGUUAAUACAGAAAAACAGUUGUGGGCAUUAAUCCAUUCCAAAGGUUUAUUGCAUUCUGAAACUCAAGACUUGUACCAAAAGGUUCGUUCUAGUUAUGUGAAAAUCAUCCUGAAUGAACAAGAAACAGAACAACUCAAGAUAUUGAAUAUUCUUUGUGGAAGCUUCACUAUAAGCAUAUUGAUGAGUUUCGUAAAAGAAUACGCCAAAGUUCUGCUAAUGGAGAGAGCAAGAAAUCCACAAUGCCUCAGAAUGUUGCUAAUACACAGAACAGCAAUGAUAAAUAUUUAGAAGGAUUUAAAUUGUUUCUGUUGGAAGCUACUGAAUUUUACCAAGACUUGAUCAAGAAAAUAAGAAGAUGUAAUGGGCUUCCAGAGGAACCAUUGUUCUAUAGAAAGUCUGGGAUCUAUAGUUCUGUUCUACCAACAAAAAUGCGUGAUUGCCAAUUUUCAUGCCAUCGUUUUUUUGUUUGUCUUGGGGAUCUUGCUAGAUACAGAGAGCGUUAUGAAAAACCUGAUGUUCAGAGUCGCAACUGGUCAGUUGCUGCUACCUAUUACUUAGAAGCAACAAUGAUUUGGCCAGAUAGUGGAAACCCCCAAAAUCAGUUGGCUGUAUUGGCAACAUAUGUUGGUGAUGAGUUCCUUGCUCUGUACCACUGUGUAAGAAGUUUAGCUGUUAAAGAACCUUUUCCCGAUGCCUGGAAGAACCUCAUUGUACUGUUUGAAGAGAACAGGUUAUCCAAUCUGCAGUCCCUUUCAAAGGAGGCCCACUUUGAUUUCUUAAAACCAUCCGAGUCCUUUGAGAUGAUCCAAUCACAAUCAAGUGAUGGUUCCUCAAAUUGCAGUAUAUCAAGUUCCACUGAAGAAGUCCAUUCUGUGGAAACUGAUUUAUGGUCCCUUAUUAUUAGAAUGAUUAGUUUUUUCUUCAUAAAAUCCAGUUUGGAGGAUUUCCCUUCCACUUUUGCAUCCACUAUGAAAGAGUUGAAAAGGUUGAUGGGACUGGAUAAUACAAAAUUAAAAGCCACAUUGGAGUCAUAUCAGCGUACAGAUGCUGGGAGAACAGGUCCUUUUCGAGCCAUCCAAGUUGUUUCUGUGCUCAUCUUCAUCAUUGAAAACCUAACUAAAAGCCCAGAACAAAACGAUCCAAAAACCAAAAAUGAUAUGCAGCAACCUGCCUUGACACAGUUGGCAUUGGCUGCUACAUUCAUUUGCAUGGGUUGUUUUACUGAUAGAUGUUUGACGGGAAACCCUGUCAAUGAUUGCCCCAUUUUACCGGCUGUGCUUGUAUUUGUGGAGUGGCUGGUGGCCGUCCUUGAUAAAGAGGAAAUAUUUGGAGCUGAUGAAAAAGCGAAAGUGCCAUUUCGUACUUUUUUGGUGCAUUUGUUGAGCUUCUGAAUCAGCUUGAUGAUAAAAGGGGUAAUGUCGAGUCUCCAGAUUCUACUGCUCUGUGGGAAGACUAUGAGCUGCGUGGCUUUGCACCAGUUGUUCAUGCACAUGAGUCAUUAGAUUUUGGUGCACAUUGGGGAAACUUAAACAGUUAUGAGAGUAGAAAUGAAUGUCGUGGUCAACGAAUCACUCAUGCAGCAAUUAAGAUUGCAAACGGAUCCAGUGAUUCUCGGAAGUGGAUCAUCUAUGAUGAGGUGGAAAGAAAAUUCUACACCGGGGAGUCAAAAAAAUCGCCCAAUAGCAGAGGAUCAGAAUUGGUGGAGCCUUGCUCUGCUGUUGAAGUAGAACUGCCCUGUCAGCCUAUUUGUGAAAUCAACAAAGAAUGCGAGCAACAGAUACUUGGGGAAAAUCAGAGCAGCCCUCAAGUGCAUAGCAAAUCUGUUGCUGUUGAAGAGGAAGAAGUUAUUCUCUUCAAA
This is a messenger RNA of Vitis riparia (riverbank grape), 3475 nucleotides long. RefSeq names its product protein SMG7L-like. Gene Ontology annotation, cellular component: telomerase holoenzyme complex. The record is from RefSeq and is a predicted model, not a curated record. Gene Ontology annotation, biological process: nuclear-transcribed mRNA catabolic process, nonsense-mediated decay. Lineage: Eukaryota; Viridiplantae; Streptophyta; Magnoliopsida; Vitales; Vitaceae. Gene Ontology annotation, molecular function: telomerase RNA binding; telomeric repeat DNA binding; protein binding. Bases 1857 to 3008 code for a protein of 383 amino acids. The transcript has 6 exons.